AGUGUCAGUGUCUCGAGCCUGACACUGGUGUACUUUUCGUUUCGUAGGGAGGAGUCAGACGUUAGUUUCUGUAUUAAAGUGACAUGUUUAUUGAAUUAACAGUAAUUAUUCAACAUGUAUCGCACAGUGUAUCCAUAAUGUAGUCUGUGCAUGCGGCUGACUUGAAGCUAUCGAUCGGUAACCAGACAAAUUUCGAUAAAAGAUCGAAGGAAACGGACGGAACAGGAAGGCGGAACAAGAUCACAGACUGAGUCGCAACAAAUACCAAAAGACAAUCCAUAACAACAAAUCUGCGCUUGUUGUUGACAAAAUUCUUGACUGCCUCCAUUUCAACAUUAAAUAAUUCACCAGAAGCACUCAAACAAAUUGCCCGCCGCCAACACAUGCAACCAUGUCCAUGGCCCUGAAACAAGUCUUCAACAAAGACAGGACAUUCCGGCCCAAGCGCAAGUUUGAGCCCGGGACGCAGCGCUUCGAGCUGCACAAGAAGGCCCAGGCAUCUCUGAACGCUGGGCUGGACCUGAAGCAGGCCGUGCAGCUGCCCCACGGCGAGGACCUCAACGACUGGGUGGCCGUUCACGUGGUCGACUUCUUCAACCGCAUCAACCUCAUCUACGGCACCAUCAGCGACUCCUGCACCGAUCAAACCUGCCCCGUCAUGUCCGGGGGGCCCAAGUACGAAUACCGCUGGCAGGACGAGCACAAAUACAAGAGGCCGACGGCGCUGUCAGCCCCCAAAUACAUGAGCCUGCUCAUGGACUGGAUCGAGGUACAAAUCAACAAUGAGAACAUCUUCCCCACCAAUGUCGGUACUCCCUUCCCUAAGACCUUCAUGCAGGUGGCUAAGAAGAUUUUGUCUCGUCUGUUCCGGGUGUUUGUCCACGUCUACAUCCACCACUUUGACCGCGUGAGCCAGAUGGGGGCCGAAGCUCACGUCAACACCUGCUACAAGCAUUACUACUACUUUGUCACUGAGUUCAACCUCACAGACCAGAAAGAGCUGGAGCCUCUGAAGGAGAUGACCGCUCGGAUGUGUCACUGAGGAGGCACAACUGACCUGUCGACACGCCGGACAAACGCAUCCGUCCAUUUAGAAGACUGCAGCGGAGAACUUAAAGAACAAACAAAUUCAGAAGAGUCUAUUUUUAUAUUUAAGUACUGUAAUCUAUUUUAGCCACAAAUUGUAGGUUUUAACCAAGAACCUUGUCUUAUGAGGCGUUCCUGCUCCUUUUUAAACAUUUUAUCAGAGCUCAGUAUUAAGACGUGUAUGUUUGUGUUGAUGUUUUUCUAUUUUAUUUGAAUCUCAAUCAUUCCAGGAUGCUUCUGUCUUUCCAUCUAAAAUGAUCUAAAAUUAGUACGAUUUCUUACUGUACAUUUAUAAAAUCAAUAUGUUGUUACAUUAAAAUAUUCUCUACUCUA
This is a messenger RNA of Acanthopagrus latus (yellowfin seabream), 1419 nucleotides long. It is a transcript of the gene mob3a, whose product is annotated as MOB kinase activator 3A. NCBI's taxonomy places the organism in Eukaryota, Metazoa, Chordata, Actinopteri, Spariformes, Sparidae. Gene Ontology annotation, biological process: signal transduction; positive regulation of protein phosphorylation. The record is from RefSeq and is a predicted model, not a curated record. Gene Ontology annotation, molecular function: protein kinase activator activity. The coding region runs from base 392 to 1042 and encodes 216 amino acids. The transcript has 4 exons. Gene Ontology annotation, cellular component: nucleus; cytoplasm.